This is a messenger RNA of Plectropomus leopardus (leopard coralgrouper), 1060 nucleotides long. It is a transcript of the gene b9d1, whose product is annotated as B9 domain containing 1. Gene Ontology annotation, biological process: cilium assembly. The record is from RefSeq and is a predicted model, not a curated record. Gene Ontology annotation, cellular component: MKS complex. Lineage: Eukaryota; Metazoa; Chordata; Actinopteri; Perciformes; Serranidae.
CGUCUCCGUAGCAACGGAUUUGCUCAAUGAGGAGUAGCAGGGAUCUUAUAAACAAGGUUAAAUUACCAAUAAAGCAAAAUCUCAUUGAAUUUCAGAGUUACUAAGUGAAUACCUGAUGGCGACGGUCAACCCGUCAGUGUUUCUUCUCACCGUGAACGGACAGAUUGAAGGAGCCAACUUUCCAGAGUAUGACAACUUGUACUGCAAAUAUUGUUUCGUCUACGGCCACGACUGGGCUCCCACCGCGGGGUUGGAAGAAGGUAUCACCCAAAUAACAUGUAAAGGCAGUCAGUCUUCACACAAAUUAAUAUGGAACUUUCCACUGGAGACGACGUUUAAGAGCACAAACCCCUCUGGAUGGCCUCAGCUGGUGGUGAGCGUGUACGGUCCAGACGUGUUUGGCAACGAUGUGGUCAGGGGCUACGGAGCAACACACAUCCCCUUCACACCUGGACAACAUACAAGAACCAUCCCCAUGUUUGUUCCCGAGCCCACAUGGAGACUUCAGAAAUUCACGAGCUGGCUGUUGGGACGGCGUCCAGAAUACACAGACCCAAAAGUAGUGGCCCAGGGUGAAGGCAGAGAAGUGACGCGGGUUCGUUCCCAAGGUUUCGUCACCGUCUCCUUUCACAUCAUGACUAAAGACAUGAAGAAACUGGGCUACGACACAGGACCGUCAGGCUCUGCAAACACACCGUCUGCCACAUCUGGCUGGUCAACAGAGGAAAAAACAUGAGACUGUUUUACAGACAACUAAAUGUCUGGGUUUUUUUUUUUUAAACAGUUGCUAGGACAUUUCACUCCAGCCAAAACGAAAGCACAAAACUCACGUUACAUAUAAAAUACUUGUUUACAUCCAGUUCGUUAUGGAAAUAAAGCCACUGUCACCUUAGAAAUGAAGUGGCAGGAGUGCAGAACACACACAAACACUACUCUGUCGAGUGUUUUUUAGUAAAAAUGUGUAGAAAGGAAAUUAUGAGAUUUUAUGAGAUGUAUUCAAAUAUUGACAAUUUUAUACUGUGUCUUGCAUUUUUCGGUUUUACUUUUUUAACUUUUUUAA